AUGCAUUUGGAGCAUACGUGGCCUGCAUCGGUAGAACAUCUACAGCAAUUUAGUGUUGCCUUACAUAGAAAAGGUUUGGCAUCAGGUACUAUACAGGGGAAAUUGGCUGCGGUGGGUUUUUAUGCGAAGGCAAAUGGGUUUAGGGAUUUUUCAGGUGAUUUUAGGAUAAGGAAGAUGCUGGAAGGAUGGUCAAGGGAAAAGGGAAGGAUUAAGGACGAUAGGACGCCCAUAUCCCCGGCGAUCCUCGAGCGUCUAGGUGAACUAUGGGGAUUGGUGUGUAGGGACGAUUACGAGAAGGCACUUUUGCAGGCCGCAGCCCUAAUAGCCUUUUUUGGGGCCAUGCGAAUUAGUGAGCUGGUGGCAUUGGGAAAAGGGGAUGUAUCACGGAAAGCCCUACAGUUUGAGGACGUGAUAGUACAGGAGGACCAGGUGAUUAUUAGGAUUAGGAGAUCUAAAGCUGAUCAGUUGGGCAGAGGUAGCCAAUUAAUGAUGGGACGGUGUAGCAGGGAAAGUAUCUGCCCAGUGAAGGCGGUAAAGGAAUUUGUGGGAUUUCGGGGAGCAGAGAAGGGUUAUUUCUUUCAACAUGCGGACGCAUCACCACUUACGAAGUAUCAAUUCUGGAAGCUGACUGGCAUGGCGCUGGAAAGAAUAGGGGUUAAGAAUAUGAAAUUUGGAACGUAUUCGUUCCGGAUAGGGGCUGCCUCAACGGCAGCUGCAUUGGGUUAUAGUGUAGAACAAAUUAAGCACAUUGGUCGUUGGUCAUCCAAUUGCUAUCAUAAAUAUGUUAGACAAAUACCUAACGUAUAG
Molecule: messenger RNA, 807 nt
Organism: Pogona vitticeps (central bearded dragon)
Lineage: Eukaryota; Metazoa; Chordata; Lepidosauria; Squamata; Agamidae
Source: RefSeq, a predicted model, not a curated record